AUGACACUGUUUAUGUUGGCAUGCUUCAGGCAAGCGGAAAAAAGUGUGAAAUAUAUAAGUAGACUACCAACGAAUCAAGUUAAUAUCCUGGAUAUCUACGGUGACACAGCAUUGCAUUAUACAGUAGCGAACAAUAACCGUCCAUUGACAAGGUUUUUAAUUGAAGAAUGUGAGGCUGAUGUUAACGGUGGUCUUGAACAACGCCCAAGUCCGUUAGACAUAGCUAUUUUUAAACAAAAUUUCGAAUUACAAACUCUUUUGAUUUCACAUCGUGCUCGAUCACGUUUACCUAUCAAACGUAUUCGACAUGGUACAGUACAAUCGAGUGCUCGGUAUAAUAUUCCAAUUGAAUUGUGGAUACCUCAGAAUUAUCCAUACUCGGCUCCCAUGUGUUACGUUAAACCAACGCCAAAUAUGUAUAUAGCAGUGAAUACACAUGCAGAUCAAAAUGGAGCCAUUCACAUUCCUUAUUUAGAAAACUGGAAUCAAGUAAGCUUAUGAAUAGCAAAUUAAAAGAUAGUAUUACAUUAGAAUCGAAUGUGAUAAGAUCCCACGUCUUGCAGAAAGAGAAAAUCUGCACGAGUUCUUUAAGGAUUUUUUUUCUUGAAAAAUUCUUGAUCAAGAUUUAUGAAUACCUCUGCACUUGAUGUCCUCGAAAAAACUUGAUCAAGAUUUACUACGGUUCCAGGUCUGAUGUAUCUUGAGAAUUCUGUAUCAAGAUCUUGUUGUUGUCUCUAUCACCGUUUUUGUUUUGUAGUGUCUGUAAAUAUAUAUAUAUAUAAAAGCAUCCGUACUGUAA
This is a messenger RNA of Didymodactylos carnosus, 799 nucleotides long. NCBI's taxonomy places the organism in Eukaryota, Metazoa, Rotifera, Eurotatoria, Philodinida, Philodinidae. The record is from the annotation of a GenBank genome assembly.